This is a messenger RNA of Daphnia magna, 2086 nucleotides long. RefSeq names its product galactoside alpha-(1,2)-fucosyltransferase 2. Gene Ontology annotation, biological process: carbohydrate metabolic process. NCBI's taxonomy places the organism in Eukaryota, Metazoa, Arthropoda, Branchiopoda, Diplostraca, Daphniidae. Gene Ontology annotation, cellular component: membrane. Gene Ontology annotation, molecular function: galactoside 2-alpha-L-fucosyltransferase activity. The record is from RefSeq and is a predicted model, not a curated record. The transcript is spliced from 4 exons. The coding region runs from base 745 to 1923 and encodes 392 amino acids.
GUGUGUGUGGGUCGUGUAAGCUGUCUAUGACUGAAUACAUCCCUUAAACCCAGUGAAUCUGUUACAAUAUUGCUUCCAAAAAAAACAACAUAGAACAUGUUCGAUGUAACCUUUUGAAGAUUGCCUUUGUCCCGAAGUACAGUUAAUUUGUUUAGACAAUUCGAAUAAUCAAAAAGCGCUUCAUCGGUUUCCAGAGUAUCCCAAUAUUCACCACAUGAACCCACCAUUUUACGCCUUGCGUAAAACAGAUAUUCAGACAGAUUCCGAAAGAUGGAAUUUUUUUUCAGUGUUGCUCUUAUAGCAACUGGUGCACCGAACAACGAAGCACUUUACCAUAUUGCCCACCACUUAACAAAUGAAAAAAAUUUCAAAAAUUUUAGUAUUGCUUAAAAGAAUAUAUGUUUUAAAAAUAAAUUUAAGUCAGGGGAUCCACUAACAGCAGUAGACAAUAUUUCAAUUUCAAAGCAAGGGCAACUAAACAGUGGCGUUCCUAACGGAAUUAUGAUGAACCAAAAAUGAAAUUAGGUUACAUUUUGGUUCUCUCGCCGUUGUGUACCUCUCCAGUUCUCUCCUGUUUGACCAUGAUUUAACUAUACAGACAAGAAUAAUACCAUACAGCAUACACCCAUAAGACCACAGAUAUCGUGUAAAGAGAAGGAGGCGUUGCAGAAGAUAAUCAGAAUGAUUUGAAUUUCCUGUCUCUUAUUUGGCUGUUUUCGUACAAAAAUGAGGUAGCCUUGAUUUAUGGCCAACGACCAAUAUAUCUAUAGAAAAAAGUAUGGUAACACAGAUGGAAGAAGAAUGCCUAGAUGCAAUGUAAAGCGCACAGUGCUUUUCCUUCUUGUUGUUGGAUUCACCUGCUUUGUUAUACAUUCUUGUCGAUCAAGUGAUUGGCUAACACACGAUCCAUGGAAAUUAAAAGAGAAGGAAGUAAAACUAGUUGUCCCACUUAGACAAAUCCCAAAUAAUCAAUCAUUCCAUUUGAAGCCAGCCAUUAAGUUCUCCUAUCCAAAUAUUUUAACUUUAAAUCAGGGUAACCCUAGCCUUAUUCACCAAUUGCGCUUUCAGAAUUCUACUUUCAUUUGUAGAAACAGAGGGAUCUUGACGGUCAAAUCUGGAGGCCGACUGGGAAAUCUUAUGGGGGAAUAUGCAACUCUAUGGGCACUUGCAAAGAGAGAUGGCUUUUUCCCUGUCUUGCAACAUCGGACUUACAUCACACUGACUAAAUAUUUUCUUGGCACUUCAAUUCCCACUGUUACCAACUUAAAUUGUUCAUUAAAAUGGAAUUCAAUGAACCUUCAUGUAUACAAUAAGCUGCACAAGGAGGAACGUAACAAAAUUGCGGAAGAAGGGAUUUUCAUUGAUGGUUAUCCAACAUCUGUGUCUCUUUUUCACCGUCACCGAAAUGAUAUUAUAAAAGAAUUCCGCUUCAAAAAACACUACGUCGAGAGGGCACAAGCGGAAUUACAUCGGCUUCGGGAAAAUCGCCAAGAUGUUGUUUUCGUCGGUGUCCAUGUUCGCCGAACAGACUACAGCCAGUUCCUACAGGGUCGUUUCCAAGCGCAGCUGGUUGGAGAGACUUAUUUCACACGUGCCAUGAAUUAUUUUCGGAAGAAAUUUCCUUCAAGCUUGUUUGUAGUAGCCAGUGAUGAUAUGGACUGGUGCCGAAGCCACCUGAAGCCACAAAACAAUGAUAUUGUUUACGCGGGGAAUCGGAACAUUGAAAGUCCAGCGGAAGACAUGGCAUUGCUGGCAGCUUGCAACCACACUAUCAUAUCGUAUGGAAACUACGGAUUCUGGAGUGCGUAUCUAAGUGGCGGAGAAGUCAUACUAGCGGGCAAUAUAUCCAGAAUGCCGACUGAACUCCAACAUUCUAUCCGUUCCGCUAAUAUAUCUCACUGGCAAUUCUUUUCUGGAUUCUAGUUCCACGGGAAUCAUAACAAAUAGAUAUGAUUAUUGGCCUGUGCUCGUUUUUAAGACUGUUCUUUUCAUUAAUAUAUCUAUCGAGAUCACUGUUCAAUACUCGAAUGGCCUUUUAAAUCGGACAAAGCUGUAUUAAAUUCGUAUACACAGUUGAGAUUCGUAA